Messenger RNA from Actinia tenebrosa (Australian red waratah sea anemone), 3041 nucleotides. RefSeq names its product neural cell adhesion molecule 2. NCBI's taxonomy places the organism in Eukaryota, Metazoa, Cnidaria, Anthozoa, Actiniaria, Actiniidae. The record is from RefSeq and is a predicted model, not a curated record. Gene Ontology annotation, cellular component: neuron projection.
AAGGUACAUAAAACAGUAUGCAUUAUACCAUAGUCAAACGUUUUACUCACAGUAUUCCAAGAUGAAGACAUCGAAGUCUCAGUGGCUCUCGUGUUCCCUUCUGUUUAUCGCUUCGCUGUCUUGCAUGCCUGGAAAAUCGUCAGCCCGCAAAGUAUCAGAUGAAUUCAAGUUCCUAGUCACCCCAAAAAUGUUUUAUGCUGUUCCAUUUGGGUCCAACUUCAAGCUGAGUUGUACAACAAAUGAUGAAACGGCCACUACACAAUUAUAUCAUCGUCAGUCUAUAGGAAGUGCUUGGAAUCUGCUCUCACCAACACCUGGCAAACUCAUUAAAUCUGGUCAGGUGUACACAGUUUUGGGCUUUGGUAUAUCUAAUGCAGGACAAUACCAGUGUCGUGCUACUAAUGGUUCAGGGACUACUAUCAAAUGGUCUGACCGAUUGGCUAAUUUGAUUCCUAAUCCUAGCUUAACACCUCCACUCGAUAUCCAUCCUAGGCGUGCUGUUGUCUUGACAACGGGACAAUCGUAUAACGUCACCUGUUCUUCUGUGCCUCAAAGUACUCUUAAGUGGUUUAAGAAGUAUACUGAUGGUUCUGAGACAGCUGUACCAAGUAAUCAAAUACAUACAGAGAAAGAUCUUGAGAUAAACAAGUUAAAGGUGGUAUUAAUGUUCAAGAAUGCACAAAAAAACGAUGCUGGGAUUUACAUUUGCAAGAUGACUUACCAAGGGAAAGGAGACUUCAAAUAUUCAACAUUAGAAGUAUAUGAUCGAUUCAAGUUCAGGAGGCAACCAAAGAGGUUCUCGAUUGUUGGAUUUGGUGCCAGUCUUACCAUUGCCUGCACAACCAACGAACUCAAUGCCGAUGUGUCUCUGUACCAUCGAGGAAGUCCCUCAAAACCUUGGAAACAACUUGUGCCUGACAUGAAAAGAGUUUUUAAAAAUAGCCAGACAUUCGUUAUUUCAAACUUUGGUAUAUCUGAUGUAGGGCACUAUCAAUGUCGUGGUAGAAACAGAAGAGGAAACACGAUUCGAUGGAAGGAAGGAUCUGGCAUCGUUCUUGCUCAUCCAAUUCUCACACCACCAGUAACGAUUGAACCUAAACAUGCUGUUGUACUCACUGAAGGACAAUCUCGAAACAUCACAUGUACUUCUGUAGAUCGCACGACCCUUCAGUGGUUUAAAGAGCUUGCUAACGGUACCAUCAUACCCGUUCCGACAAGUAAAACUGUCGAGAAAAGAGAUCGGAAUAAGUUUAGUGUGAUUCUUAUGUUUAGGGAUGCUAAGAAGAAAGAUUCUGGUUCCUACAAAUGUUUGAUGACCUUCCAAGGUAGAAGGAGCCAUAAGUACGCUUCAUUAACGGUCAUGGACAAAGGCACGAGUCCUCAUUUGAAGGGCCGAAAGAAAAUGCUUUCAGUAGAUGAAACUUCACGUGUUGUUAUGUCAUGCAAUGCUAAAGGAGAUCCCUUGCCAAAUAUCACGUGGUACAAAGGCUCUAAUCUUAUUAAUUGCUUAAGUAAUGGCAAACCUUGCGGUCCUCUUCUUCAAUACACGUUGAAAAACAGAAUCAAGACAAAAAACACCUCCAAAAUCGUUCGCUCCCAGUUGAAGAUAUCUCGUACAAACAGAGUGCGUGACCAAGGAAACUACAUUUGUGUGGCUUCAAACAAGCAUGGCGUGGCUCAUCGUUCUUAUCAGCUGACAGUUAAUUAACUUCAACCAGGAAACAUUUCCUUCUUGUAUAGAAGUCAGUUUCAAACAGUGACACCUUUUCAUUUCUGUCAACUAUUCAUUUUUUAUUUUAAAUAGUUUGGCAAAACAAACAAACAAACCGAGAUCAAUUUAGUGAAACACUUACAAAGCGCAGUUCACAAACUUUUCACAAAAACCAGAAACUAAUUUGUCUUGACAUCAACUCUACUUAAGACCGACUUAUGUGUUAUUGUUCAUUCUUUUAUACGAUUCUGUAAUGAUGUUUUCUUUAUUAUUUUUUAUGGUGUUCGGUUGGUGAUUGUGAUGCUGCUGAUGUUGUUGUUGUAAUGAUCGUGAUACCAUUUUUACUCUUGCAAUUUAUGGUGAUGAUGAUGAUGGCCGUGGUGAUGAUGGUGUUGCUGAUGUUCGGGUUGUGAUGAUAAUGGUUGAUGAUGAUGAUGAUGAUGAUGAAUAUUGAUAAUAAUAAUAAUAAAUACUUUAUUAACGUGUCUAGUUUACAGGAAACAGUAAACUAAUUGGGGACACCUAUCAAACCUAACUAACAUAUAUAAACAAAAUCAAUAAUUACAAUUAAAAUAAAUUCUAGAACUAAAGAAUACUUAUUGAUGUCAAAUCCCUCCCCCCCUCCUAGAAACUAAAAAACUCUCCACUCCCCUCCCCCCACCUCCACAACAGAUGAUGGAGUUGAUGAUAAUGAUGCUGCUAAUGUAAGUGAKGAUUUCACUAAUGUCUUCUAAAAGUUUGUUCGUAAACAUUAGCGCGGUUUAAUAAAUCGAGGAACAUCUAUUAUUGCUAUAUAUUCUUUUAUAUACUCCAAUACUUAUGAUUUCAGAGGUAAAUAAUAUCCCGAGGAUUAUCACCAGAGGCAUGGCAAGAUGCAUGAUCGUUUGAACAUCUCUCUGCUUUGUCACGUCCUUAAAACUUCACCUUAUACCUCCACACUUCAUGUCAAUCAACUAAACAGAGCUGGUUAUGUGUCGAUGUAUUUCCGACUAAGAAUAUUUACAUUUGACAAAGGAAAUUGUCAACAUGCUUCAAAAUCCAAGACCACUGCAAAGGAGUAGCUCCAUCACUGUCUUUAAAAUCUUAGCAACUUAUUUUCACUCCGCCUUUGGAUUUUUAGAGACUCAUAUUAAACUGUUCCAACGAGGGAUCCCAUCCCCAAGGGUCUUGUUUUUAGAUAAAAUUUAACGUCGUCAAAAUUUGGAGCAGUACUUUAUUGAAAUAAAGUUUAUUUAUGCAACGUAGCAGAAACGAUGUUUUUAUCGAGAAAGAAGUGUCCCUGGAAAAGGUCCAAUACAACAUGAAGAAAAAUAAACAUAUUAAAAACGUU